CGCAGUCCCGUCAAAAAUGGCCUCUUUGAUCAAUGUUUUGCUGCGAAAAUCGCAAAGUAUAAAAUGCCAAAAAUAAAAAAAGUUUUAAAUAGUCAAGCCAAAAAACUGGUUUACCAUGUAAACUGUUUUAUGAAAAAAGAGGCUGAAGAAGGAACCAGAAAUUUAAAACAAGUUCAAAAAAGAACAGCGGAGGCUACGAACACAUCCGUUGCAACUGUGAGGCGAAUUAUGAAAGAAAGUAAUGAGUUUCUUUAUGUAUUUAGAACACCAGGAAAAAGACGACCAAGAGCAAAACCUGUCACAGGUGUUGAUAAUUUUGACCAGGGUGUAAUAAAAAGGUGUAUACACAAUUUUCACAUCACCGAAAGAGAAUUGCCCAAUGUAGCAAAAUUGCGAAGAAAACUGCAGAAAGAUAUACAUUUUCAAGGCUCUGAACGAAGUUUGGGGAGAAUUAUAAAAAGUUUAGGCUUCAAGUUCAAAAAUACGGAAAAUAAUAAGCAGGUCCUCAUAGAGUCCUCAAAUAUUCGAUUAAAAAGAAUUGAAUAUUUAAAAAGAAUGAGCCAGUAUAGAUAUGAAUUAAGGCCUAUAGUGUAUACGGAUGAAUCAUAUGUAGAUCCUUCUCAUUUGACUCCCAAAGUGUCAGAUGAGUCAACUAAAGGUAUUAAAAAACCUAUUCCAAAAGGACAGCGGGUAAUCAUCAUUCAUGCCGCGUCCGAAACAGGUUUUAUUCCAAACGCAUUACUUACAUUUAAAGAAGUUAUUAAGAUAGGCGACUACCGCGACAAUAUUAAUUUUGAUACCUAUGAGAAAUGGCUGCGAACUCAAUUAAUACCUAAUCUGCCAAGUAAUUCCGUCGUGAUAGUUGACAACGCUCCCUACCAUAAUGAGCAGUACGACCCGGCACCAACAUCAGAUGCGAAAAAAUCAGAACUUCAGGCGUGGUUAACGGAAAAAGGCAUUGAAUUUAGUGAGGAUAUGUUGAAACCUGAGCUUUACAACCUUGUAAAAUCUAACAAAGACAAGUAUAAGAAAUUCAGCGUAGACAGACUAUUGGCAGAAUAUAACCAUGAAGUAAUUCAUCUGCCUCCGUAUCACCCAGAUCUGAAUCCUAUUGAGAUGGCAUGGGCUGCGAUUAAAGAUUACAUAUCCAGGUACAACGUUACUUGUCCCACCAAAGGAGUGACUGAAUUAAUUAAAGAAACUGUAGAGUUAAUGGGUGCAAGCGAGUGGAGUAUGUUCUGCGAAAAAGUAAGAAGUAUUGAAGAGGAGUAGGUACAAACGAAGUGAUUAUGUGAUUGAUAGUUUAACAGAGGAAUUGAUUAUUCGAGUUAAUUCCGACUCCGAUAGUGAUAGUGACUUUAGUGAUAGUGAUGACGACGAUAGUGAUGAUGAUGGGAAUCCAACUGCCAGUACCUACUAGUUUAAUAGGGUUGUUUCCUAGUAUUCAGUCAAUUAAAAAUAGGUAUAUGCACCGAAAGUUCACAAAACUAGAAACACGAUAAGCUAUAUUAUAUUAAUAAUAACUGACCACAUCAUUUUUAAAUCAUUUAUGAAAUUUAAAUUUAUCGUCUAUUACGUCACGCCCUUGAAAACAGUGAAUCGAGUCCGAUGUCGUCACUUUACAUUGACAAUGACAAGUAUUUGACAGUGACAGUCUAUGACAGGUAUAACCUGAGAAUUGAUGUGUUGUUUUCUUCAGUUUUUAUUUGUAAUUGAGCGACAGAAAGUUAGAAAAUAAUUAUGGAGAAAGGAUUUAUGAAAGCUGAUAGUUUUAUUGUCGCUCAAUUCCUUGCUAAUAACCAAGAUGACACAAAUAUAACCUCAAUAACAAACACAAACUUUACGUUCCUUUGCACAGUUUUAUUUUACCGCGUAAACAACUCAAAACAUUACAGGUAUUUUCUUUUGUGCUCAAUGUUUAAAAAUAAUCUAAAUGUUCAAAAUAUAUGUUUUUGUAUCUAUAUUAUAAGAAUACAUUAUUGAAAUUUAAAAAUCAAUGAGUUCUUUCUAAUUAGUUUCUUCUCUUUAGAUGUGCAAAGUGUAAAGGAACACAUAGUAUACUGUGACGUCACAGUCACGUGAUCAAGCGUUUUCUGGGCAAUGUUUUAAGAAAAAUAGAAAAACAUUGAAUACAUAAAAAGUAAAGAGAUUUAAGACGCAAAAUUAUAGGAGGGGUGAUCUUUAAAUUAUUUAGAAGCUAUUUAAAUAGAUUUUCGAAAAUUGGAAACAACCCUAUUGUGGAAAGCGAUUU
Molecule: messenger RNA, 2251 nt
Organism: Helicoverpa armigera (cotton bollworm)
Lineage: Eukaryota; Metazoa; Arthropoda; Insecta; Lepidoptera; Noctuidae
Exons: 2
Coding region: 64-1272 (402 amino acids)
Molecular function (GO): nucleic acid binding
Source: RefSeq, a predicted model, not a curated record